This is a messenger RNA of Sphaeroforma arctica JP610, 1372 nucleotides long. RefSeq names its product actin-3. The record is from RefSeq and is a predicted model, not a curated record. Bases 123 to 1253 code for a protein of 376 amino acids. Lineage: Eukaryota; Ichthyosporea; Ichthyophonida. The transcript has a single exon.
CUCUAAUAUACAGCCUGUUAAUAAAAUGAUACAUGGUGAAAAUUGUGUAGACUCUGGUAUAUAAUCCUGCUGUGAAGUACAAAUACAAUCAGUCUUACUGAUCCUUAUUAUCAUUUAACAACAUGUGUGACGAUGAAGUAGCUGCCUUGGUGGUAGACAAUGGAUCUGGUAUGUGCAAGGCCGGUUUCGCCGGAGAUGACGCUCCCCGCGCUGUAUUCCCCUCAAUCGUUGGCCGACCCCGUCACCAAGGAAUCAUGGUGGGUAUGGGACAGAAGGACUCGUACGUAGGCGAUGAGGCCCAGUCUAAGAGAGGUAUCCUCACUCUAAAGUACCCUAUUGAGCACGGUAUCGUGACCAACUGGGACGAUAUGGAGAAGAUCUGGCACCACACCUUUUACAACGAACUUCGUGUAGCCCCCGAGGAGCACCCCGUGCUUCUUACCGAGGCUCCCAUGAACCCUAAGGCCAACAGAGAGAAAAUGACUCAGAUCAUGUUCGAGACCUUCAACACUCCCGCCAUGUACGUGGCCAUCCAGGCCGUGCUUUCUCUGUAUGCCUCUGGUCGUACCACUGGUAUUGUGCUAGAUUCUGGAGAUGGCGUUUCUCACACCGUCCCCAUCUACGAGGGUUUUGCUCUACCCCACGCCAUCCUGCGUCUAGAUCUUGCUGGUCGUGAUCUCACCGAUCACAUGAUGAAGAUCCUCACUGAGCGUGGUUACUCCUUUACAACAACCGCCGAGCGCGAAAUUGUGCGUGACAUCAAGGAGAAGCUAGCGUACGUUGCUCUUGACUUCGAGCAGGAGAUGCAGACCGCUUCUACAUCGUCGUCAUUAGAAAAGAGUUAUGAGUUACCAGAUGGACAGGUAAUUACCAUUGGUAACGAGCGUUUCCGCUGCCCUGAAGCGCUAUUCCAGCCCUCAUUCCUAGGUAUGGAAUCUCGAGGUAUCCACGAGACCACUUACAAUUCCAUCAUGAAAUGUGAUGUCGAUAUCCGUAAGGACCUAUACGCCAACACCGUGCUUUCUGGAGGAACCACCAUGUUCCCCGGAAUCGCCGACCGCAUGCAGAAGGAGUUGACUGCAUUGGCACCUUCCACCAUGAAGAUCAAAAUCAUUGCUCCCCCAGAGCGUAAAUACUCUGUGUGGAUCGGUGGAUCUAUCUUGGCCUCUCUAUCUACUUUCCAGCAGAUGUGGAUCUCCAAGGAGGAGUACGACGAAUCUGGUCCCUCUAUUGUUCACCGCAAGUGCUUCUAAAUUCUCGCGCACGUUGAGAGAUUAGCCAUGUUGUGUGACAAAGUAGCGAAAGACCUUGAACUUUCUGUGAAAGUCAAGGAUAGUAAAUAAAAGAAAGAAAAGGAUCCCCUCCAAUCUGC